Molecule: messenger RNA, 306 nt
Organism: Apaloderma vittatum (bar-tailed trogon)
Lineage: Eukaryota; Metazoa; Chordata; Aves; Trogoniformes; Trogonidae
Gene: PDZD11
Product: PDZ domain containing 11
Exons: 5
Biological process (GO): neurotransmitter secretion; protein localization to basolateral plasma membrane; maintenance of epithelial cell apical/basal polarity
Cellular component (GO): synapse; basolateral plasma membrane; cell-cell junction
Molecular function (GO): protein binding
Source: RefSeq, a predicted model, not a curated record
CUCACGCAGUUCCUGCCCCGCACCAUCGUCCUGAAGAAGCCGCCCGGGGCUCAGCUGGGCUUCAACAUCCGGGGAGGAAAAGCCUCGCAGCUGGGGAUCUUCAUCUCUAAGGUGAUCCCUGACUCGGACGCACACAGAGCUGGGCUGCAGGAAGGGGACCAGGUGCUCUCGGUGAACGAUGUGGAUUUCCAGGACAUCGAGCACAGCAAGGCUGUGGAGAUCCUGAAGACAGCCCGUGAGAUCACCAUGCGUGUGCGUUACUUCCCCUACAAUUACCAGAGACAGAAGGAAAGAACCGUUCACUAG